Molecule: messenger RNA, 1686 nt
Organism: Fonsecaea nubica
Lineage: Eukaryota; Fungi; Ascomycota; Eurotiomycetes; Chaetothyriales; Herpotrichiellaceae
Exons: 2
Coding region: 1-1686 (561 amino acids)
Biological process (GO): defense response; superoxide anion generation
Cellular component (GO): plasma membrane; NADPH oxidase complex
Molecular function (GO): superoxide-generating NAD(P)H oxidase activity
Source: RefSeq, a predicted model, not a curated record
AUGGCGGAAAGAUCAAGGUCAACACCAUUAAUGCGAAUGCUCCUCUCAGGAGAGGUCAGUGGAGAAGAGCCUAGAGAUUUGUCUCCCAAGGAGAAGUUCAAUAGAUGGAUGGUCAAUGAAGGAUCUCGCCGCCUGUUCGUCGGUAUCUUUAUACUCGCGCACUGCAUGUUGUACGGCUUCGGUUUUAUGAAUUACCAGCUCAAGGACAACCUAACCAAAGCCCGCGCCACCUUCGGCUACGGUUAUCCUAUUGCUCGAUCUGCAGCCCUGGUGCUACAUUUCGAUGUCGCCUGCAUUCUUCUACCGGUCUGUCGAACUCUCAUAUCGCUUGUUCGACAAACACCGCUCAACGGAAUCAUUCCCUUUGACAAGAACAUUACGUUUCACAAACUCGUGGGCUUUUCGAUUGUGUUCUUCACGUGGGUCCACACUAUCGCUCAUUUACACAACGUGGCACAACUCUCUGCAAAGAACAACGGAGGCUUCAUCGGUUUUGUCAAACUCAACUUUCUCACAGGCCCCGGCUGGACCGGCUACAUUCUCACAAUCACCAUCAUGCUCAUGUUUUUCACCGCCCUCGAAAAGCCUCGGCGGGCCAACUACGAGCGCUUCUGGAAUACCCAUCAUCUAUUUGUCAUCUUCUUCAUCUUCUGGUCGAUCCACGGCGCUUUCUGCAUGAUCCCGGCCGAUAACAAACCGUUCUGUUUCGGCAACGGCUCCUUCUAUCUGUACUGGAUGGUAGGGGGUUUUACUUACCUUGUGGAGCGGGUCCUACGCGAAAUCCGUGGUUAUCAGAAGACUUAUAUAACCAAGGUGAUUGAGCACCCCUCGAACGUGGUCGAAAUCCGGAUCAAGAAAGAGCACACCAAAACCCGGGCAGGCCAGUACAUCUUCCUGUGCUGUCCGGAGAUCUCACUCUGGCAGUACCAUCCAUUUACGCUCACGUCUGCGCCCGAAGAAGACUACCUCUCUGUCCACAUCCGCAUGGUUGGCAAUUUCACCAAAGCCCUUGGGAAAGUACUCGGAUGUCAGGGUCUCAAAGCGAUCGACGACAAGAAAGGCCCAUACUCUGAAGAUGUGUCUACAAUUGACCAGAAUGGUCAGAAGUUCACCAAACUUCUUCCGCGGCUGUACAUCGACGGGCCCUUUGGAUCAGCCUCGGAAGACGUCUUCAAGUUCGAGACCGUGCUCUUGAUCGGCGCGGGUAUUGGGGUGACGCCAUUCGCCUCGAUCCUCAAGUCUAUUUGGUACCGCAUGAGAGACGCGGGAUCCUCUGCUCCGAGGACGCGACUGCGCAAGGUGUACUUUUUCUGGGUCUGCCGAGAUUUCGGAUCACUCGAGUGGUUCAAGUCUCUGCUCACGGCGAUUGAGAACGAGGACAAGAGCCACGCCAUUGAAAUUCAUGCGUACUUGACCGCCAAAAUCACCGCUGCACAAGCAUCCAACAUCGUCCUGAAUUCCGGAGAUACCGACGCCAUCACGGGCCUCCGCACCGCGACCAACUACGGCCGCCCGAACUGGGACAUGGUGUUUCGCGGCAUCCGCAAGAUCCACUGGCCGGGCGAGUGCGGCGUCUUCUUCUGCGGUCCAAAGGGCCUCGGGGCGGACCUGCACGUCAAAUGUAACAUGUACACCGAGGCGGGGGAUAAAGGGUUCAGUUUUGUUUGGGGCAAGGAGAAUUUUUAG